Messenger RNA from Saxophila tyrrhenica, 1668 nucleotides. It is a transcript of the gene PWP1, whose product is annotated as rRNA-processing protein. Bases 1 to 1668 code for a protein of 555 amino acids. The record is from RefSeq and is a predicted model, not a curated record. Gene Ontology annotation, molecular function: protein binding. Gene Ontology annotation, biological process: rRNA processing. The transcript has a single exon. Lineage: Eukaryota; Fungi; Ascomycota; Dothideomycetes; Mycosphaerellales; Extremaceae. Gene Ontology annotation, cellular component: nucleus.
AUGUCUAUGAUCACAGCGACGACCUGGGUGCCGCGCGGGCACGCCGCGGCCUUCCCUACCAAAUAUGUCUUCGACGAGGACGAGUAUGCACGCAUAUCAAAGCUCGCAAAGCUGGAACUAGACGAUGCGAAGGAUGACCUGGAGACCGCAAGGCAGGCGUUGAACAAGACGACUGUCGGGCAAAGUACAGAGGACGCGAAGGAGAAAGAAUCUGCAGAUGAAUCUUCCGACGAAGACGACGCUGGCGGGGUCGAUGUGAACGAUGAAGACGAUGACCUCAAAGAGUACGAUAUGGACCACUACGACGAUGAGCCGGAAGGCGGAGAAGGCGACGAGGAUGAAGCAGGACCCAAUGACAGCAUAUUUGGCAACAUCAAGGGGUUGGCAUACCAUACCGACAACAAAGACGACCCAUACAUCACCAUGGCCGAAAAUGGCGAACAGUCGGAUGAUGAAGAACGGGAGGAGUUGCAGAUACUGCCGACAGACAACUUGAUACUGGCAGCGAGGAUAGAAGACGAGGUAGCUCAUCUCGAAACAUACGUCUACGAGGACGAGGCCGACAACCUGUAUGUCCACCACGAUGUCAUGUUGCCCGCGAUACCGCUUUGCGUGGACUGGGUGAAUGCCAAGCCAAACCAUGAAGGAGAGACAGGCAAUUUUGCUGCCGUGGGGACGAUGGAUCCAGACAUUGAGAUAUGGGAUUUGGAUGUGGUCGACGGGAUGUACCCUGCUGCAAUCCUUGGUCAAUCCUCGCAAGCUGUUGCGGAGCCUCCAUCAGAACCAGUCACGAAGAAAAAGAAAAAGAAGAAAAGCAAAAAGGCAAACGACUCUUACCACGUCGACUCUGUGCUCGCCCUCGCCGCAAACAGGCAGCACAGUAACCUACUCGCCAGUGGCUCGGCGGACAAAACGAUCAAGCUCUGGGAUCUGAACACCUGUACAGCAGCGCAGAGCUAUAGUCAUCACACUGACAAGGUCUGUGCGCUGUCAUGGCAUCCCACACAGGCCUCCGUCCUCCUAUCGGGCUCCUACGACCGGACGAUUGUGGCGGCAGACAUGCGUGCACCUGGCGCAGCAGUCCCAAGAUGGGGUGUGGAGAGCGACGUCGAGCAAGUACGGUGGGACCCGCACAAUGAGCAGACCUUCUACGUCAGUACGGAGAACGGCAUUCUGCACUGUUUCGAUGCCAGACAGCUUCCGUCCUCGCCUGAGCAGAGCAAGGCUACGUGGACGUUGCAGGCCCACGACCAAAGCCUAUCCACCUUCGCCAUCAACCCCAUCGUACCUGGCUUCAUCGUCACUGGAUCAACAGAUCGUACGGUCAAGCUAUGGAACAUCGCAGCAUCAGACUCAGGACCGAACAUGGUUGCCAGCAGAGAUCUUGGAGUUGGGCGGGUAUUUUCUGCUAGCUUUGCACCGGACAAUGAGGUCGCUUUCAGACUAUCAGUCGCUGGGAGCAAGGGAGCUGUGCAAGUGUGGGACACUAGCACGAACAGGGCUGUGCGAGAGGCUUUUGCGACGAAAGUCAAGAUGCCCGAGCAGACUAGGGAUGUCAAAGAAAGGAUGAUCGGGUUGGCGGCGGAUACGGAGGAGGCGGACGAGGAGGACGAGGCGAAUGAGAAUGGACGUGCUGAUGGUGGGUGGGAGGAUAUGGAUGAGGACUGA